GGCCGGAUUGGGGAAUUUUCGGGUAAGGCCCUAGCAGCUGCGGGAUCACUUGUCCUGAGGAUAUUCCCUUCAAAAUUCCCCGAAGCUAGAAACUAGCACAAUAUUGUAAAGUAAUUAUACUCCAAUAAAGAUAUUAAAAAAAAAAAUUCCCCAAAGCAGCACCAGCUGCCCCAGUGCUUGGCAUUUGGAACAGGAAUCAACGUUUGGGAGCAGCUGACAGACUCCAUGCAGUAGGAAGUCUACUGUGCUUUGUAAAACUGGCUCACCCACCCUCAGGACCUGCAGUGCCUCUGGAUUCCAGCCUCCGGGGCUCCACGCCAGACAGUCUGAGCAUGCGAGUCACACUUGCUGUGACAGCCUGCAUGCUCUCUGUGGUCUCCAGUUCUUCCUCUCCAGCAAAUACUUUGCCAGAUAUCGAAAAUGAAGGUUUCAUCAAAGACUGUGUUCGAAUGCACAACAAGUUCCGAUCAGAAGUGACUCCAAAAGCCAGUGAUAUGCUGUACAUGACUUGGGACCCAGUACUAGCCCGAAUUGCAAAAGCAUGGGCAAGAAACUGUCUGUUUGCACACAACACACAGCUGAAGCCGCCCCACAAGCUGCACCCAAAUUUCACUUCGCUGGGAGAAAACCUCUGGACUGGAUCUCUGUCCCUCUUUUCUGUGUCUUCAGCCGUCACAGACUGGUACAACGAAAUUCAAUACUAUGACUUCAAGACUCAGAAAUGUGACAAGGUCUGUGGCCAUUAUACUCAGAUUGUUUGGGCAGAUAGUUACAAAGUUGGCUGUGCAGUACAGUUUUGUCCUCGAGUUUCUGGCUUUGAAACUCUUCGCAAUGGAGCACAUUUUAUAUGCAACUAUGGACCAGGAGGCAAUUACCCAACCUGGCCAUAUAAAAAAGGAUCCACAUGUAGUGCCUGCCCCAGUAAUGACAACUGUCUGGACAAUCUCUGCGCUAACCCACAACGAGACAAAGUGACACGUUACUACUCUGUUGUGUUUCCAGACUGGCCAGUAUUUCCACGUAACAGAUACACGUCUCUUUUCCUCAUUGUUACUCCACCAAUCCUAAUACUGAGUGUUAUAAUUAUCAGUUUGGUCAAGCACAAAUACCCUCAUUUAGUUCUUCUGAACUAAUACAAUCCAGGGGGGGGAAAAAGCCUCAUUCAUACAUGGCUUUAAAAAAUAAAUAAAUAAAAAUUGGGUGUAUUUCUAA
This is a messenger RNA of Balaenoptera acutorostrata (minke whale), 1212 nucleotides long. It is a transcript of the gene GLIPR1, whose product is annotated as GLI pathogenesis related 1. Bases 333 to 1133 code for a protein of 266 amino acids. The transcript is spliced from 7 exons. NCBI's taxonomy places the organism in Eukaryota, Metazoa, Chordata, Mammalia, Artiodactyla, Balaenopteridae. Gene Ontology annotation, cellular component: extracellular region. The record is from RefSeq and is a predicted model, not a curated record.